Molecule: messenger RNA, 405 nt
Organism: Knipowitschia caucasica
Lineage: Eukaryota; Metazoa; Chordata; Actinopteri; Gobiiformes; Gobiidae
Source: the annotation of a GenBank genome assembly
AUGGAUAGUUUUGUUUUUGGUGUUUGUUUGAUGAUUUUCAACGUUGAGGCGUUUCAUUAUGGUAGAGCGAACCACAACCUCAAACCCUACAUGCCUAACGUGUGCGCGCAGCGGGAAGUAGCCUUGAUUGCUCAGACUCAGCCGUGUGUCCAGGCUUUUAGUCGGACGGUCAGAGUGUGGAAGCAGAGCUGCAGUGGUCAGGCCUGGUGCAUGGGAUAUGAGCGCAGAACGGCGUACUACACGGCCUACAGACAGGUGUACACGCAGGACUUCCAAACGGUCUACAAGUGCUGCCCCGGAUGGUCCCAGCUCAACGGAGAAGCUGGCUGCCUUUAUCGUAAGAAACACAAAUGCAACAAUAUUCAUAUUUACUCUAGACAAAUGUACAGCCUCAUUCCCAUUUAG